GUUCCUGACCUCCUACGGUUACCAAACAAACGGGUCGUUCAAUGGCAUCAUGGGUUACUUGCAAAGAGAAGAGAUCGAUGUGACAGCUACUGGAUUGAUGAUGAACGUUGACAGAAUGCCUUACGUGGAUUUCGUCGGUGACAUCUUGGUAUUGAGGAGCCCGUUGAUAUUUCGACAGCCUGGGUUGUCCAGUGUUUCGAAUUUGUUUGUCUUACCUUUUCGUAAGACAGUUUGGAUAUCGAUUGUGGUAGUGACGUUUCUGUAUUCCAUGGUCUUGUUCCUCAACCUCUUUCUCAAGAUGAGGCUUUUCCGCCUAAAGGAAACAGACGACUCAUCAGUGGCUGAAAUACUUUCCGUCAUUAUGGCCUACGUUUGUGGACAAGGAACAGGGCUUGAACUGAGGCCAGGAACGGGAAGGAUUACUCUGUGCAUCUUAUCCAUGUUCUGUUUUUUUCUCUCUGUGUCGUUUUCUGCCAAAAUUGUCGCACUUCUACAUUCUUCAGCUCAUACUAUCAAGUCAUUGUCAGAUCUAACUCACGGCCCGAUGUCAGUUGGGAUGCAAAACGUCGUUUACAACAAACAUUUUUUCUCGAUUUCAAAAGACAAAGAGGUUAGCGAAUUAUUUCAGAAAAAAAUUCUGCCUCAAGGAGAAAAAGCUAUCAUGAAACCAGAUAUUGGUAUUAAGAAAGUUAAAGAUGGUCUUUAUGCUUAUAAGGUGGAAACUCCCUGGGCUUACACUCUUGUAACUAGAACAUUUGAAGAUAAAGAAAAAUGUGAUUUAGAUGAACUGCACCCGUUUAAAAUGCCAACGGUAGCUGUGGGUCUCCAAGAAAAAUCGGGAUAUAAAGAACCAAUUGCAAGGAGUUUUUCCAGAAUCGUGGAAACAGGAUUAAAACAGCGCACAAUGAAUUUGUAUUACCCUCAGAAGCCAUUUUGCAAUUUACAUAACAUAGGCUACUCCAGUGUUAAGCUGACAGAUUUCAAACCAGCACUGGACUUCGUUUUGUAUGGCCUAGUCUUUUCUUUUAUAUUACUCUUGUUUGAACUCCUUUACACGACCAGGCAUUCAUUCCGAAAAAUGAUAAGAACAUAGAAUGGCUAGCUGAAGAAGAGAUUAUAGAUAUCUUUUAAUAUUUUGUAAAAUAAAUCAAUAAUUUAUAGAAUU
This is a messenger RNA of Nezara viridula (southern green stink bug), 1165 nucleotides long. NCBI's taxonomy places the organism in Eukaryota, Metazoa, Arthropoda, Insecta, Hemiptera, Pentatomidae. The record is from the annotation of a GenBank genome assembly.